This is a messenger RNA of Myripristis murdjan (pinecone soldierfish), 1007 nucleotides long. Its product is annotated as V-set and immunoglobulin domain-containing protein 1-like. Gene Ontology annotation, cellular component: plasma membrane. The transcript has 7 exons. The record is from RefSeq and is a predicted model, not a curated record. Gene Ontology annotation, biological process: epithelial cell morphogenesis; maintenance of gastrointestinal epithelium. Lineage: Eukaryota; Metazoa; Chordata; Actinopteri; Holocentriformes; Holocentridae. The coding region runs from base 105 to 1007 and encodes 300 amino acids.
UCUGUUUGGGUACUGCGUGCAAAGCCUUAAGGAGUCCGAGGCAAAGACUGGGAAAGUAGAGAUCUUUAGAAGUUCUGUGAGCGUAAACCAACAUUUCUGUGAAGAUGUGCUCCACUCUGAGUGUGAUGGUGUUGAUAAGCAUGAUGGGAUGUGUUGAACUGAUCACCGUCAAGACCCCCCAGAAAUACGUCAAUGUUACUGUGGGUGGAAAUGUUCUCCUCCAGUGUACUUUUAGCACGAUUCCAGAGACCACCGGCCUCACUAUCCAGUGGGAUUUUGUUUCAACAUCCUCCAGCACUCCACAGCAGCUCUAUUACUAUCAAUCGGGACAGGAUGUCUUUGCCAAAUCCUAUGAGGGCAGACUUCAGCCUCCCGUUGCUCCCAACGUAACCAAAAAUGCCUCCAUAACGAUACACAACAUGCAGCCAUCAGAUGCCGGGGUCUACACCUGUCAGGUUCACAACUUUCCUGAUGUUGAUGGAAAGUCUGAGGCCAAUAUCAUUGUGCAAGUUCUUGAGAGGCCGUCUCAGCCGUACUGUGCUGUUCAUGGUGAUGUGGAGGCGGGUCACCUGGUCACUCUGACCUGCCACAGUGAGCAUGGCAGCCCCACCCCCACCUACACCUGGACCAGACUGGACAACACCAAGGCCAGGAGGACUGUAUCGGCAAGAUCAACCACAGCUGGAAUACUGGAAAUCAGAAACAUAUCCCAGUUUGAGUUUGGGGAGUACCAGUGCAAUGUUUCAAAUCCGGUGGGAUUUUCCACUUGUGUCCUGGAGCUCAGCCCUGACCUGGGAGAUGGGGUGAUUGCCGGAGCAGUGAUCGGCGCAUUGCUCGGGUGUGUCCUGAUCGUCCUGAUUGUGUGGUUCAUCGCACACUCCGUGAAGAAGCAUAAAUACAAACCUGUCAAGGCACCAGAGGCCACUGAGAUGAAAAAAAGCUCUCAUCAGACCUCAGACACAGCCCCCAGCAGCCUCCACGCUGAGGGAGAUGAGGCGCAGGCUUAA